UUCCGACGCACGUCCCUCGCAGAGGAGCAACAGCCGCGCGGAGUUGUUGAAAGUGGACUCGAGUGAUUCUCCUCCGGACUCAGCGCCGGUGUCCUCUGCACCAGCACCCUGUCCCUCCCCCUCCGUGCAGGACGGACAUGCUCUCUCUCUCUGCGUGGACACGGGCUCGCUGCAGAACCCAGACGCCCUCGGUUUGUGCGGAGGACUGUGGUGGAGGAAUGGGGCGGUGAGAGCCUCACUCACUCAUCAGUGAAGACAUGAGAACUGGCAGAGGAACAAUUUGAAUCUCCAUCCAGCAGACGCGUCCAGUCUCCUCCUUUAUUCAUGUUGCAAAAGCCUGGUUUAUGACAAUGGAUUACUUGCUGUGGAUGUGCAGCCUCAUUGUCCCCGUGGUGCUGGCUGUAGAAGAAACCCUUAUGGACAGUCGGUGGGCAACCACAGAGCUGGCAUGGACCACGUUCCCAGAAAGUGGGUGGGAGGAGGUCAGUGGCUAUGACGACUCCAUGAGCCCAAUCAGAACCUACCAGGUGUGUAACGUCCGACAGCCCAAUCAGAACAACUGGCUGAGGACGGACUUUAUCCCCCGGCGGGGCGUGCUGCGCGUCUACGUGGAGCUCAAGUUCUCCGUGCGUGACUGCGCCAGCAUUCCCAACAUCCCCGGCUCCUGCAAAGAGACCUUCAAUCUGUUUUACUAUGAGUCCGAGGGCGACACAGCGACAGACACCAGCCCUCUGUGGAGGGAGAACCCCUAUGUGAAGGUGGAUACUAUUGCCCCAGAUGAGAGCUUCUCUCUGCUCGAGGCGGGCAGGAUCAACACCAAAGUGCGCAGCUUUGGCCCUCUCUCAAAGCAAGGCUUCUACCUGGCCUUCCAGGACCUGGGCGCCUGCAUGUCUCUCAUCUCUGUCAGGGUUUUCUUUAAGAAGUGCUCCACCACCAUUGCCAAUUUUGCUGUCUUCCCAGAGACUGCCACUGGGGCAGAAGCCACUUCUUUAGUCAUCGCUCCAGGCGCCUGUGUGACGAAUGCUAUGGAGGUGUCCGUCCCUCUCAAGUUGUACUGCAACGGGGAUGGCGAGUGGAUGGUUCCUGUGGGCUCCUGCACCUGCGUCGCUGGAUUCGAACCCUCGUCAGACGGCACCCAGUGCCAGGCUUGCUUCCCCGGAACAUUCAAAUCCAAAUUUGGGGAGGGAAACUGUACCCCCUGCCCGGCCAACAGUCGCACCAGUGCUCGAGGAGCCAGCAUUUGUCCCUGUCAGAACGGUUUCUACCGCGCUGACAGUGAUCCUCCUGACUCUACCUGCACCACCAUCCCCUCAGCGCCUCGCAACGUUAUAUCCAGCGUGAACGAGACCUCACUGUCCCUGGAGUGGGAGGAGCCCGAGGACACGGGUGGGAGGAGCGACCUGGUCUAUAACGUGGUGUGCAAGAAGUGCCUGCGAGACCGCAGUCCGUGCACGCGCUGCGACGACAACGUGGACAUCGCUCCUCGCCGGCUGGGGCUGAGGCUGAGGAAGGUGGUGGUGAGGAACCUGCAGGCUCACACGCGCUACAGCUUCGAGGUGCAGGGUGUCAACGGUGUUUCUGGGAAAAACCCCACGUCACCCAGCUACUCCACAGUCAACAUCACCACCAACCAAGCCGCUCCGUCAGCGGUGCCCACUGUCCAUCUGAUGCGCUCAACCUCAGACACACUCAGCCUGUCCUGGUUACCGCCCGAGAAACCCAACGGAGUCAUCCUCGACUACGAGAUUAGAUACCACGAGAGGGGCCAGGCCAUGUCACACACUGUAACAGCUCAACACAGUUCAGCCAAGGUGGAGGGGCUGAGGGCGGCAACACCUUACGUGGUGCAGGUCAGAGCUCGCACCGUUGCUGGAUAUGGACGCUACAGCAACCCGAUGGACUUCAGCACCACCACCCUACACAGUGACCCUCAGAAGUCAGUGCAGGACCAGCUGCCGCUCAUCGUCGGCUCGGCCUCAGCAGGUCUGGUGGUCAUUGUUGCCUUGGUGGUUAUCGCUGUUGUCUGCCUUAAGAAGCAGCGCAGCGGCUCAGAGCUGGAGUACACCGAGAAACUACAGCAAUACAUUUCUCCGGGUGUCAAAGUUUACAUCGACCCGUUCACCUAUGAAGACCCCAAUGACGCCGUCCACGAGUUUGCUAAAGAGAUAGACAUCUCCUGUGUGAAAAUAGAAGAAGUCAUUGGUGCAGGUGAAUUUGGCGAGGUGUGUCGUGGGCGGCUUAAACAGCCCGGUCGCCGGGAGAUGGUGGUGGCGAUUAAGACGCUGAAAGCUGGCUACACGGAGCGCCAGAGGCGGGACUUCCUGGGCGAGGCCUCCAUCAUGGGCCAGUUUGACCAUCCCAAUGUGAUCCGGCUGGAAGGCGUCCUGACACGGAGCUGCCCGGUCCUCAUCAUCACCGAGUUCAUGGAGAACGGAGCGCUCGACUCCUUCCUCAGGCUAAAUGACGGGCGCUUCACGAUGACACAGCUGGUGGGGAUGUUGCGUGGCAUCGCCGCGGGGAUGAAGUACCUGUCUGACAUGAACUACGUUCACCGAGACCUCGCUGCCCGGAACAUCCUGGUCAACAGCAACUUGGUCUGCAAGGUCUCCGACUUUGGCCUGUCACGCUUUCUAGAUGAUACUUCAGCUGAUCCUACUUACACAAGCUCCCUGGGAGGGAAGAUUCCCAUUCGGUGGACGGCACCGGAGGCCAUCGCCUUCAGGAAGUUCACCUCUGCCAGUGACGUGUGGAGUUACGGCAUCGUCAUGUGGGAGGUGGUGUCCUACGGUGAAAGGCCAUACUGGGACAUGAGCAACCAGGAUGUGAUGACAGCAGUAGAGCAGGACUACCGCCUGCCUCCGCCCAUGGACUGUCCCAUGGUGUUGCAUCAGCUGAUGCUGGAGUGCUGGAUGAAGGAGAGAAACCUGAGGCCUAAAUUCUCCCGUAUCGUCAGCACCCUGGACAAGCUGCUGCGCAACGCCGCCAGCCUCAAGGUGGUGACCAGCAACACCUCAGGGGACCUGCUGAGGCUCGGAGGAACGCUGCCGGGACACAACAGGAAGAGUCCGGACAGCAGUCAGGAAAUCGUACGGCAACAGAUGAGCCAAACUCUCCCCAUCAGAGUGUGAGCCGCUGGAUGCAGAGGAUGCAGAAUGAAUAAAUAACUACCUACAAACUCUGGUGCAAAGAGCCUCAUGUAAAAUAAAAAGAAGACAAGGAAGAGACGGAAGCUCCGCCUACAGAGGACGAGGACUGUUACAGAGAUUUCUUCCCUACUGGAGAUAUAGUGUCCGUCUAAAGAGAACUUUCCAUUGCAGUAUGUGUGUUCAUUACUUAACACUUGUGGAUUUGUGACUAUUGACAUAAGGCCAAACUUCCUGUUGCCCCCUCUCAGGUUGUGUUUGCAUGUCUGCAUGUGUUUUUUGCUGGUUGGGAAUCAGUUGCUUCCGCUCUUCACUCUCAGAUUGAGGUUGGGAAAGUUAACACAGUUGAUAGGAUUCAGUGUCUAGAUGAUACAACAGUGCCAAGAUGAAGCAAAUAUUUGCUUUGAAACAACUCUUAAGAGAAGCUUCACAUCUAUAGACUUUCAAUCCAAUCAAUUUUUUUUUUUUAACCCAACCAUCGUUUCUCUUUUAUCUUUUGUUUUGCUUUUUUCUUUUUCUUUUGGGAAACAAAAAAAAAAAAAAAAACCCACACACUUUUCAUCGCUUCCUCUUAAAUACUGUCUUCCACAUGUACUGGGAGAUUUACUUGUUACAAAUCUGUACAAAGCAUCUGAGUCUUCACACCGUCUCUGCCUGCCUGUCUUAUCUGUCAGAGGAGAGACAAAAGUGACACUGUGCGGGACACGUCAUGUGCAUGCCAAAGUGGAAGCUUCUUCAUGAGAAAAGUACAAAUUUCCACAUUAACUGUUGCUUUGGUGGCAUUUCGCUGUAUGGACUUUAACGUCCAUGUUUUCCUAAUCUUAUUUGAUUCAUAUAGGCAUUGUUUUGAAUGCUAAGUUAUUAUCUAUUAUUGCAAAAAGAGGUGUUCCUUGUGGUUUUUUUUUUACGAGUACUGGAGCUUUGACUUUUUUAUUACAAUGUUGCUUGUUUUUUUCACACAUUAAACCAGACAGACAUGAAUGAGGGACGUGAGGAGCAGUCGUUCUGUUCUGACAGAUUUUACCUUUUAAAAAUGUGGAGGAGACUUCGAUUGAUUUGAAAUGGAAAGUGCCCGUGGUCGUGCCGUGUUGUAUAUUUUCCUUUGGCAAUCAUGUUGCAGAUCAGCGAGAAUUAAAAAAGGUCACUCUCCAGAUCAUAGCUUUGUGACCUUAAUAUUAACCUGACCUACAAACACUGAUAUUAAACAAAUCACUCACUGGUUCAUUUUUCCCGACAUGUGUUUUCUUCAGCACGCCAGCUGUCAGCGCAGUCCUCUAUUUAAAACAACUGCCUGUAUAUAAUACUAUAUUUCUAUAAGACCAGUCUGCUCAGCAUUUACAGCCAUCUGACCUGACUUUGGCCUCUCUAUGACCCUCGUUUAUAUGCUUGUUUGUUAAUUGUGGAGGAGCAAACAAAAUGGAGAACUUGCAUUUUAAUGGUCAUUAGAUAUCUCUAAACUACAUGUCACAAAGAAAGAAGAAAAUGAAACAUGUGUCUGUUCGGGCAGACUUUUGUCCUGUGCAAUUAAAGGUGUAUUAGAUUGUAAAAAAAAAAAGAAAAAAAAAGUGGCAGAAAAGUAGAACAAAAAUAAGCAUUUCUCUUUCAGUAUUUUUACGAUAAUCAUAUGCAAAUAAAUUAUUAAACAGA
Molecule: messenger RNA, 4790 nt
Organism: Solea solea (common sole)
Lineage: Eukaryota; Metazoa; Chordata; Actinopteri; Pleuronectiformes; Soleidae
Gene: ephb3a
Product: eph receptor B3a
Exons: 16
Coding region: 345-3128 (927 amino acids)
Biological process (GO): axon guidance; protein phosphorylation; cell surface receptor protein tyrosine kinase signaling pathway
Cellular component (GO): plasma membrane; neuron projection
Molecular function (GO): transmembrane-ephrin receptor activity; ATP binding; protein binding
Source: RefSeq, a predicted model, not a curated record